GGGCUGGUCUGGGCUGCGGCGAGUGUCGUGGUGUUGGCGUGUAACUGCCGCUAGUUUUUCUGCUUGCCUUUGAUACGGAUUAAACGCGCUGUUAAUGCAAGUGCAAGCAGCCGUGUCCAGUUCUGCCGUGCUCCUUCCUUUUUUCUGCUGACGUGUGGACUAGCGCACUGCUCUUAAACCAGCCAUUUGUUUAGUCACAAUGAGGCGAAGCUCAAGUAUUGCUGGCAGCGCUGGUCGGCAGUCUAUGAUGGCACUGCGAGUGCAGGACAGUAACAAGAUGGGUCUUCAAACACCUCAGAUGAAGGACAGAGGUACGUUUGGGAAGCUGAGCAUGAGCAAACCUACACCUGGAACUUCGGAAAGGAAAGUCAGCUUUUUUGGCAAGAGAACUAGUGGGGUUGGAGGCUCACGCAACAGUCAGUAUGGUGUGUUUGGUACAGAAAAGAUCAAGGAUCCCAGGCCACUUCAUGACAAGGCAUUCAUCCAACAAUGUAUCAAGCAGCUUUGUGAGUUUCUUGCUGAGAAUGGUUAUGCCCAUAAUGUUUCCAUGAAAUCACUACAGUCUCCAUCAGUUAAGGACUUUUUAAAAAUCUUCACUUUUAUCUAUGGAUUUCUUUGCCCUUCUUAUGAAUUGCCUGACUCCAAAUUUGAAGAGGAAGUUCCCAAAGUUUUUAAAGAGCUUGGGUACCCCUUUGCUUUGUCAAAAAGCUCCAUGUACACAGUGGGAGCACCACACACGUGGCCUCAGAUUGUGGCAGCUUUGGUGUGGUUAAUUGAUUGUGUCAAGUUGUAUGCUGCCGUGAAGGAAAAUGCGCCAUCGUUUGAUGAUGGACAGAACAGGGGAGGAGAGACAGAUGAUGGAAUUUUACAUAGUAAGGUUUUCAUGGAUUAUUGCGUGAAGUGCUAUGAGCAGUUCAUGAAAGGGGGAGAUACUUUUGAAGAAUUGGAUGCAGAAGUGCAGUCAAAAUUAAAGGAUUUAUUUAAUAUAGAUGCAUUCCAGAUAGAAAGUUUAGCAGCUGACAACAAAAGGCUUCAUGAAGAGAUUGCAAGACUAGAAAAAGAAAAGGAAAAUGAGCCGGAUCGUAGAGUAUCACUACGAAAUGUGAAAGCAUCUCUUCAAUCAGAUGUCCAGAAAUACCAGGCUUACUUAGCUAAUCUGGAAUCUCAUAUAGCCAUCCUUGAUCAAAAAAAGGAAGGUGUGAAUGAGGAAGUUGAGACAGCAGAAAUGGAAGUAGAAGCAAUGAAGCAGGAGAAUGCCCGGCUCCAGCACAUCUUUGAUAACCAAAAGUACUCAGUUGCGGACAUUGAGAGAAUAAAUCAUGAGAGAAAUGAGUUGCAGCAAACCAUUAACAAGCUGACUAAGGAAGUAGAGGCAGAAGAACAUCAGCUGUGGAAUGAAGAGCUGAAAUAUGCUAGGAGUAAAGAGGCGAUCGAAAUGCAACUGGCGGAGUACCAUAAACUGGCUCGAAAGCUGAAAUUAAUUCCAGUAAGUGCUGAGAAUUCCAAAGGCCAUGACUUUGAGAUUCAGUUUAAUCCUGAUGCAGGACCAAGUUGCCUAGUCAAAUACAGAACUCAGAUCAAGGGUCCCCUUAUGGAGAUCAUAAACCAGACUGAGGAAGAAAUUAGGAAAGCUACUCAGCAGAAAAUGGCUUUGGAAGAUACUCUGGAACAGAUGAAUGUAAUGGUAGCUGACAAGAAAAGCAGUGUGAAAACACUAAAAGAAGAAGCUGAAAAGCUGGAUGAUCUUUACCGUCAGAAGCUUAAGGAGGCAGAAGAGGAAGAGCAAAAAUGUGCAAGUGAACUGGAAUUGUUAGAGAAGCAUAAGCAAUUACUUGAGAGCGGUGUCAAUGAAGGUCUCAGUGAAGCCACAAAUGAAUUGCACGAUCUGCAGCGAAAGUAUCAAGUUGCUCUGCAAACAAAAACAGAAGAGAGAAGGAAAGCUGGUGAUAACUUGCAUCGUCUUUUGGAAGUCAUUGCUAGUCAUGUACUAUCUACAGAGAAAUAUCUUGAGGAACAGAAUGUGAAAAUUGAGAAAGACCAUAAGGAAUUCAUGUCUGAAGAUCUGUUGUCAACCUUGACAGGAAUUCUAGACAGUUAUAAAAAGAAGGCUGAAAGUCUGUAAUUACCAAAAAGGUGAAGAUGAAACUUUCUGAAGCUCUCGUAUCGUACCUUAUAAAAGGACGAGUCUUUCUUGUGUUCAGCAGCAGAACUGGUUUUAAGUGUAAAGAAAUGUUUUUAUGAAUUUCCUUUGUUAUAUGGGCACAAAUACGUUUAAAAAAUUAACCAAUAUAUUUACAUUUUCUUAGAAAAGGCUUUGCUUACACUUCCUCCUUGCUAUGUAUUAAACAUAAUUACUAACAUCUGUUAAAAGACAACUGUGGAACAACUAAAUUUUUUUUUCUUUAUAAUAAAAUAUUUUAUUUCCUGGGAACAUUAGUAAGACCAAAAGUACAGUUAACUUGUUACAGUAACAAAUCAGAGUGGACUUAAAGAUAGAACCACAAGUAACAGCACAAAUGCAGAGGGUAGUGACAACUUGAAAUACUGCUACUUAAAAAUAACUACUGGUUUUUGUAAAUGUGUAAUAUUUCUAACUGAAAAAAGUUAUGCUUUCCCUUUUAGAGUAUAGCUUGUGCAUUUCCUAAUAUACAUAUAUAGUUAGCACACACGCAUGACUGCAUAUCCAUCCCUAAGCCUUCCUUUUAGUAGCAAGACCAAAUGUGAGUGUAUUUCAGCCUCCAUCUUGUUCAGUUAUCUAUGAAACUGCCUCAAGACCCCUCUUACAUAAGAUAUUUUUUUUAACCAAAACCUCUUUGAAAAGAUCAGGAGUUACAGUCUUGUAAAUAGUCUAUAGGAAGAUAAUCAGUUUGAAAGCAAAGUUCUGUCUCUAACUACUCAUAGUCCCAGAUGAAACCUCACUGUACUACUUAAAUCUAUCUCUGGUUUACACAUUCUAGUAGGGCAGCAUGCGAAUUCUGGCAGUCCAGCUAGUCAGUUGUAGAUUUUGUUAAUGUUAGAUGCAUCAAAAUGGUCCAAAACGAGUCUGCAUUCUUAGAACAGUAGGACAGGCUCUGUUUUAUUUAUUUUUCUUCCUCAGGAAAGUAGCAGUAAAAUUAGGGCAUGGGGAACUCCAUUCCAAAUACAUUGAAGAAAAUGUAAACCAUCUCUCGAACAUGUACUUCUUUGUCAGUGCUAUGUGGAAGUAGUACCUUCCUUACUCUGUAUAUACUUUGUGUUUAAAAA
Neopsephotus bourkii (Bourke's parrot) is the source of this 3243-nucleotide messenger RNA. RefSeq names its product NDC80 kinetochore complex component (gene NDC80). Lineage: Eukaryota; Metazoa; Chordata; Aves; Psittaciformes; Psittacidae. The transcript is spliced from 17 exons. The coding region runs from base 200 to 2122 and encodes 640 amino acids. The record is from RefSeq and is a predicted model, not a curated record. Gene Ontology annotation, cellular component: Ndc80 complex. Gene Ontology annotation, biological process: attachment of mitotic spindle microtubules to kinetochore.